UGGCAUUGGUCUCACAGCUAGGAAAAACAGUUUCGUUCGUUAAGGAAAACAACGCGUCUCUUGAUCUAAUAUUGGUGUUCGCAGGAAGUAUACCCCAGCGUUCCAAUUGUGUGUCUUCAUUGUAAAGCUUAAGCUUUAUUGGUUAAAAUUACAAUUAAUAUUAACUAGUGCGUGCUGUUUAUGUUGCUGUGCAAAAGGUCUUAAAGUCGUCUUUUCGACAUAUGCUUACGUGUUUCUGCUCCGUACUUUGCUUGAUUUGUGUGCUGUUAUCUUCCCGGUCAUAAGCGAUUAUUCAGUGUAAUUUUUAGUCUGUUUGCUAGACUAAAUGGGUGGUGCCAGUCGCGUAACUUAAAAUUGGAACACCAAUCCUAUUCUGGAUAAACUUUAUUCCCUGCUAAGAAGAUUUACCUCCUGCGUUGAAAUUGAAACGAAAAUCUUUGUGGAAACCAUUCACAAACAUUUUAUUCCAUCAGGUUACAAAGUGUUAAUAUUAAACAUCAGAUUGCACUUUCCGGGAAGUGUUAGUGAAAUUGAUUGAAUAUCAACCUUUACUAGUGAACGCCUUUUAAUUUCGGAAAAGAAUAGAAAAAUCUACAUAAAAAGUGGUGUUCAAAUAGUGAAGCAUUUGCAGCGCGUGUGGUUAGCGUGAAGAUUUAAAGAGGAGGAAUAUUUUUUUGUGAACCCCGGGAAAUUUUAAAGCUUUCACCAUUUUCUCCAAAGGCGACAACAUGGCAUUUGCGGGCCUUAAAAAGCAAAUCAAUAAAGCAAAUCAGUAUGUUACAGAAAAGAUGGGAGGUGCAGAAGGCACCAAGCUGGAUUUGGAUUUUAUGGAGAUGGAGCGAAAAACGGAUGUCACCGUCGAGUUAGUGGAAGAGUUGCAAGCCAAGACCAAAGAGUACCUACAACCUAACCCGACAGCAAGAGCGAAGAUGGCAGCGGUCAAAGGUAUUUCUAAACUAUCAGGUCAGGCUAAAAGUAAUACUUAUCCACAACCAGAAGGUAUAUUGGCGGACUGCAUGCUGACAUACGGUAAAAAGCUCGGUGAGGAUAGCAUAUUCGCAUCGGCGCUUGUAGAAAUGGGAGAUUCGCUUAAGCAGAUGGCUGAUGUGAAGUAUUCGCUUGAUGAUAACAUCAAACAAAACUUCCUCGAACCGCUCCAUCAUUUGCAAACAAAGGACCUUAAGGAAGUGAUGCAUCAUCGCAAAAAACUCCAAGGAAGACGUCUUGAUUUCGAUUGUAAGAAACGACGCCAAGCCAAGGGAUCUCAAAUUACAGAUGAUGAAAUCAGGAGCGCAGAAGAGAAGUUUGCUGAAUCGCUACAGCUCGCACAGGUUGGAAUGUACAACUUGCUCGAGAAUGAUGUCGAGCAAGUCUCACAGUUGGUAACAUUUGCCGAGGGUAUGCUGGAUUAUCAUUCGCAGUGUUCUGAAAUACUGAAAGUGUUAGUGGAAACAUUAAACGAAAAACGCGAGGAAGCUGCAGCAAGGCCAAAAUCUGAAUUCGUCCCCAAGACGCUUGCUGACCUAAACAUCGAAAUUCUUGGAUCGCAGGAUGGAAUGAACGGUGGGCCACAUUUAUUUAAUCCCAACAGGUUGAACAAUUCCCAUCAUCACAUGUACAGUUCCCAGCAAAAUCUGUCCAAUAACAAAAACCACCUUGCCAAUCAAACCAACAACAACAACAGUAAUUUUAACCGAAAUAGACUGUACGGAUCCCAGCAGAGCUUAGCGUCAACGCGAAGCGGUGGAACCGUCAGCGGUAGCAGUGGAUUUGCUUAUGGCUACAAAGACGUAGGCAGCAUUCGCGGUGGUGGUAGUGGCGAAAGUGGUAGUGGCGCUGCUCACGUUGUCACUGGAUCUCCCGCUGGUUUAGAUAUGCUUCCACCUUCUAGCGGGUCAUCCGUGGACAGCUGGUUAAAUGCAUGGGACCAACCAACCGUUGGAGCUGUUGGAGACGGUGGUAGUACUCGUGGGACUAGCAAAGCCAGGUCUACCACAACUACUAGCAGCGAAAAUAAUCGGUUUAGUCAUAAAACCAGUAACAGUACCGUGUACAGUACCGCAAAUCAUAGCACCAUAAUGUUUGCUAACAACAACUACAGUGAUCCUUGGUCAGGCGGUUCGUCAUCACAUCUCAGUUCGCCGGUCAAUAAACCGACACAUCUGGAACUUUUGGGUAACGGUCAAUCGCAGGCGCGUUCUACGAAUGCAUCGCCAUUACCCUCGCCAAUGCGAUCUCCUGCAAGAACACCGAUGCCAGCAAAGCAAACGCAACCAUGUUGCACGGCACUGUAUGACUUUGAGCCAGAAAAUCCAGGAGAAUUGGGCUUCAAGGAAAACGAUGUCAUAACAUUGAUUCAGCGUGUCGACGAGAAUUGGUUUGAAGGCAGUUUGAAUGGAAGAACUGGUUACUUCCCACAGUCGUACGUACAAAUAACCGUGCCACUGCCCAACAACUAAGGUGAUCUCCCAAAAUGGACACACAUUCGCGAAGGUGUCGAUAUUCAACAAUUAGGGAGUUAAUUAAAUGACAAUGUUAAAAUAAUGAAACACAAAUAGCAUGAAACUAAUAUAGAAAGAGAAUAUGGAACUAAAGGAAAAAAAUAUCUAAUAGCAGCGAAAAGAAUUAAUUUGAAGCAGUGCAACAGUGACAAGAUAAGUGGUAUAAAGAUUUUUAUUUGAAAUUGGUUUAAAUCAACCUAAAACGAACGUAAGUUUAGCAGGGAGGUAUGUUAGAUAAACACAGUUGAUUAAUUAAAACGUAAAAAAAUACUCUGCUCGUAUAAUUUUCGUCUUCUUUAGAACCUAUCAAAGGAUUGUUCAUUCAAAUAAUAAACCAACUAUGCACAUUCUUCAUAUAUAUGCAUUGAUCGGCAAGGUUAUAGGGCAACACAAUGGAAAGCAGUGUGUGUAAAAAGUACUCCAGUAGUUCAUGAGUAAACCAUUAUGCAACUGAACGAUAUGUGGAACAAAAAUAAAAUCAAGCAAGAAAACGAUUAAUGCAGUAACAUGUAUCCCAAGAAAAGCGUUUUGAAAGAGUCGAAUCCACAUGUAACAUGUAUUUAAAGAUUUGAAGGACUGAUUGUAACUUUAGUAGGUUUUAGCAACGGUCGUUGUUCUACAUUCUUAAAUUCAUAAAUUUAAUAAUUGUAGCUUAUUCUCGACGUAGAUGGCAUGAAAAAAAUGUUUUUUCACUAAUAAGUCUCACAGUUUAGCUUCUUGUGUUUCACAAAAACUCUGCAAAAAAAAACAAAAAACCUGUUUCUCCUUUUUAAAUAUUCUUUUGGCGAUAUUUCUGAUAAACUCUAAUUUUCCUCUACCUGAAUUAUCCUAGACACACAAAAAGGGGCAGUGUCUGAGACUGAAAUAGUGCGAUAUGACAGAGCGUAGAAUAACUGAGUAGUAUAUCAGAAAACGAUAUCGUUUGCAUAUUUGAAACAUUCGGUACAUCUUUGUUUGAGAGUUUCGAUAUUAUCAGUCUUUAUCAGGCCGAAUAACUCAUGUUGCCAUAUUUAAGUACAGCGAAGCUUGGGGUAAUAUGCACUUUCACUGUUUCAUAUGCAAGCACGUCAAUUUGUUACCUUCAACAAACUUUUUGUAUUAUGCAUUUUUGCGUCUCGUUCAUGUUUCAGACUUGGGCAAAUUGCCAAUAAAUUUCGAUGCUGUAAAGUAUGUAGUUUACUACUUGUUAUAAUACAAUACAAUAAAACUGCAAUACAAUCCAGGCCAAAUUGGAACUAAAGUUUA
This is a messenger RNA of Anopheles coustani, 3746 nucleotides long. RefSeq names its product endophilin-A (gene EndoA). Bases 729 to 2459 code for a protein of 576 amino acids. Gene Ontology annotation, cellular component: glutamatergic synapse; presynapse; cytoplasm. Gene Ontology annotation, biological process: synaptic vesicle uncoating. NCBI's taxonomy places the organism in Eukaryota, Metazoa, Arthropoda, Insecta, Diptera, Culicidae. The record is from RefSeq and is a predicted model, not a curated record. Gene Ontology annotation, molecular function: protein binding. The transcript has 12 exons.